Harpegnathos saltator (Jerdon's jumping ant) is the source of this 952-nucleotide messenger RNA. RefSeq lists its product as uncharacterized. The coding region runs from base 376 to 867 and encodes 163 amino acids. The transcript has 3 exons. The record is from RefSeq and is a predicted model, not a curated record. Lineage: Eukaryota; Metazoa; Arthropoda; Insecta; Hymenoptera; Formicidae. Gene Ontology annotation, molecular function: sequence-specific DNA binding.
GUGCGGUGGGUGGUGUGUGUCGGGGCACGCGCGUUGCGUGACACGCAUACACACACACACACACACACCGAGCGCUUUUUAAUCCGAAGGAAUGAACGAGCGGUAGCGUCGCGACAAUUUUGUGCACGAGAGAUGCUUGCGUUUCAUUCGAUCGUCACGAUUCUAUCGUGACGUUUCGUAGGGAUUUAAAGGAACAAAGUUAAGCGUCAGCGAGUAUCAGCUGACUGGAGUGGGGAAUCGUGUCAGAGAUGGCGCGUUUGAGGAUUGUGUGCACCGUGUUUCACAGGACCGUGACUACCGACCCCAUUUGGGACUCCAUUUCCCGAGGACGAAGUACGAAGGAAAAAGUGGCUGGAUGCGAUCGGAAGGACAGACAUGGAAAUACCCGCUCAAUCGUGUCUGUGUUCGCGACAUUUCCCUCAGGAUUGCUACGCGAACGCGAUCCUGAAGGACGACGCACUUCCAAGCUUAGAGCUAGGCCUGACUGAUCCGACGUCGAACGCGGAAGUCGACGGGAAGCCGGGAACGCAAUUAUCCCCCCCACAGAUCGCGAGACCGAUCAUUCGAAGACCGCGGACUCGCAUGCUGUCGGACGAGGAGAUACAGAAGAUGCAACCGAUCAAGUACGUGCGCUACCUAAAGAGCGUCAACUGGGAUGAGAUCUCGAAAUUGCCGACGGAGGCGAAGAUCGUCUGGGAAGUGGCGAUGGAGGAGCUGAAGGAGGGCAACGAUAAGAUAAAGCAUUUGCAGGCGCACGUUCGCCACCUGAAGACAACCGUUCGCAAGCUGGAGGCUGUACUGAAAACACGUACGAAGAGGGCGGCCGUUGCCGCAAUUGCAGCGCGUCAUCGCAAAUCUCUCGGUUAGCCACACAGAGGAGAUUGCGAUUAACUAAGCCAAUUGACGUAACUCGACUUGCAAUCUGCCGUUAAAAAAAAAAAAAACGCACACC